GCUGUUUGAGACGACUCCGCUCGGCAGCAUCCUCAACAGGUUCUCCACAGACACCAACACCAUCGACCAGCACAUCCCCACCACCCUGGAGUGCCUGUCCCGCUCCACCCUGCUGUGUGUGUCCGCCCUGGGCGUCAUCUCCUACGUGACCCCCGUCUUUCUCUUCGCCCUGCUGCCGCUCACCAUCGCCUGCUACUUCAUCCAGAAGUACUUCAGGGUGGCCUCCAGGGACCUGCAGCAGCUGGUGGACAUCACCCAGCUCCCGUUGCUCUGCCACUUCUCUGAGACAGUGGAAGGUCUCACCACUAUCAGGGCCCUCAGGUAUGAGCCCCGGUUCAGACAGAGGUUACUUCAGUUCACGGACGCUCACAACAUCGCCUCUGUCUUCCUCACGGCAGCCAACCGCUGGCUGGAGGUCCGCAUGGAGUAUGUUGGAGCAUGUGUGGUGUUGGUGGCAGCCGUGGCCUCCAUCACCAACUCUCUCUACAACGAGCUGUCCACUGGCCUGGUGGGGCUGGGCCUGACCUACGCACUCCUG
This is a messenger RNA of Notothenia coriiceps (black rockcod), 538 nucleotides long. Its product is annotated as ATP-binding cassette sub-family C member 8-like. The annotation marks the transcript as partial. Gene Ontology annotation, biological process: transmembrane transport. The record is from RefSeq and is a predicted model, not a curated record. The transcript has 4 exons. NCBI's taxonomy places the organism in Eukaryota, Metazoa, Chordata, Actinopteri, Perciformes, Nototheniidae. Gene Ontology annotation, cellular component: membrane. Gene Ontology annotation, molecular function: ATP binding; ABC-type transporter activity.